Messenger RNA from Lodderomyces elongisporus, 1356 nucleotides. It is a transcript of the gene BEM1, whose product is annotated as phosphatidylinositol-3-phosphate-binding protein. Lineage: Eukaryota; Fungi; Ascomycota; Pichiomycetes; Serinales; Debaryomycetaceae. The record is from RefSeq and is a predicted model, not a curated record. Gene Ontology annotation, molecular function: phosphatidylinositol binding; protein binding; protein-macromolecule adaptor activity. Gene Ontology annotation, cellular component: cytoplasm; mating projection tip. Gene Ontology annotation, biological process: conjugation with cellular fusion. The transcript has a single exon. The coding region runs from base 1 to 1356 and encodes 451 amino acids.
AUGCCAUUGUUUGCAGUAACGUUGUACGAGUUCAAAGCAGAGAGAGAUGACGAAUUGGAUGUAUCACCUGGUGAAAACUUAUCAAUCUGUGCUCAUUACGAUUACGAAUGGUUCAUUGCUAAACCAAUCAAUCGGUUAGGAGGGCCAGGGUUGGUGCCUGUGUCCUAUGUGCGAAUCAUUGAUUUGAUGGAUCCUGCAAAGUACGCCUCGGUGGACACAUAUGACCGAGAACAGGUGAUGAAGAUCAUUGAUGAAUUUAAGAUCCCUACAGUGGAGCAGUGGAAGGACCAAACCAGGAGAUAUAAGGAAUCAAGUAUACAAAUUGGAAAUGGACAUGGACAAAGCCAGGGACAUAGCCAGGGACAAAGUCAGGGACAUAGUCAAGGACUGGGAUACAGCCAAAGCUACGGAAGACAGAGCAGUGUGAGUCAAUAUAGCAAGACACCUCCAUCUUCAAACCGCUCUUCGAAAAACUCGAUCUGGGUUGAAAAAUGUAAUGUAACAUCAUAUCUACUAAUCGAAGGACGAUAUCAGUAUUUAAUUGUUGCAAAGAUGUCCAACGGCAAGGAAAGAGAGUUGUACCGAUAUUACCAAGACUUUUAUGAUUUACAAGUUAGGCUUUUGGAGAUGUUUCCGUUUGAAGCAGGUAAGAUGGAACAUUCGAAAAGGAUAAUCCCCUCCAUUCCUGGUCCUUUGAUUAAUGUCAAUGACUCGAUAUCAAAGUUGAGACGGGCGAAGCUCGACUCAUAUUUAUCCAAUCUUAUUGCCUUACCAACACAUAUUUCAAGAUGCAACGAAGUAUUAAACUUGUUUGAAGUGCUCAAUAAUGGGUUUGAUACGGAAACAGAAAGCCGGAGAGGGAAGCCAAUAAGCCAGAUACUGAAUUCACACCAGGAUAGAUUAUCACAGUAUAUGCUCGACUCACCAACUACCGAGAAACAGCAACUACAAUAUCAGCAAUAUGAUCAACAACAGCAGCAACAACAGCAACAGCAGCAGCAGCAACAACAGCAACAACAACAGCAACAAAAAUUCAAAGUCAAGUUUUACUAUGAAGAAGAUAUUUUUGCAUUACUACUCCCCCAAACACUACGGUUGGAAGAUUUGAAAAUCAAAUUAUACAAUCGAUUGGAAUUGGAGGAUAGUCAGCAGCAUAAUUUUAAAACACCAAAAACACACGAAUCCAUCCAUUUGUACCUCAAAAACGAUUACGAAGAGUUUAAAACAGAGAACAAUAUUACUGAGGUCGAUUAUGAUUUACAUGGCGCAAAUCUCAAAGAGUUUGAAGUGGAUGAUGACACAAAGUUCCAUGAAAUAUUGGGAGAUAAAUGUAAGAUAAUCAUAAAAGUUGUAUAG